This is a messenger RNA of Mauremys reevesii (Reeves's turtle), 1164 nucleotides long. Its product is annotated as T-cell-interacting, activating receptor on myeloid cells protein 1-like. Lineage: Eukaryota; Metazoa; Chordata; Testudines; Geoemydidae. The record is from RefSeq and is a predicted model, not a curated record. Bases 1 to 1164 code for a protein of 387 amino acids. The transcript is spliced from 6 exons. Gene Ontology annotation, cellular component: plasma membrane.
AUGGAGUUCUUUCUGCGUAAAGCUGGACACCCGAACCUGCAGGUGCGGACGGUGCCUGAUGGGCCCGUGGCUGAAUUUCCCAUCCCCAGCGUCACCCAGGAAGAUGGAGGGAGCUACACCUGUGACUAUCACUCAAUAACAGAUCAGAGUCACUGGUUGUAUCUGAGUGACCCCGUCAAGAUCAUUGUAGCAGGCUCGGUGGAGCUCACCACUGGGGUGUUGGUGGCACCACUGACGGGCCCCCACUGCCCCAUCAUGGUGUCUGCUCUGACCAUCCUCCUCCUCGGCUGCUGGCUGGCCGGGCACAGCUGGGCGAGGGGAGAGCCCAGCUACCCCAAACCCAACAUCUCCCUGCUGAGCCCAAGCUGGGGGGUCUCCCUGGGGGGAGCCGUGACCGUCCAGUGUUGCGGCCAGCACGAGAGCCUGCAGUUCGUGCUGAAUAAAGAGGGACGCCAUGUCCAAACUGUGAAUUCGGACUUUCUCGCUCUGUUUCUCAUCAACAACUUGAGCCGGGAGGACGGCGGGAGCUACAACUGCUCCUAUCACAGCCAAUCGAAGCCGUUCACCGUGUCGGACCCUAGUGACCCUGUGGAGCUGGUGGUGAGAGAUCCCAGCUUACCCAGACCCUCCAUCUCUCUGAGCCCCACUUGGGUCACGGCCCCAGGAGCAAACGUCACCAUCCGGUGUCAGGGGCAGCGCGGGGACGUGAGGUUCUUCCUGCACAAGGCUGGAGACCUGAACCCGCAGCAACACAUGGGCCCUGCUGGGAACAUGGCCGAGUUCCACAUCCUCAACGUGAGCCGGCAGCACGGCGGGAACUACAGCUGCAGCUACCGGCCCCAGUCACAGCCCUUCGUCUCCUCGCUGCCCAGCAACACCGUCGACAUCUUUGCAGCAGGUGAAGGGUCCAGCUCAGUGUCCCGGCUCCCAGCCCCACCCCCAGCCGGACCCACAGGGGGUCUCUGCACUGAUGGGACUCUCAGAACCAGGGUCUGCCCUGAGCCCUGGGCCCGGCAGAGGGGACACAGUGUCGUGGAUCUGGGAUGCUGGAUCGGGACCUCUGACUUGGCCCAUCAUCGCUGGGGCGAGCGCAGCAGCCGCCGGCCUCCUCCUGCUUCUCCUCCUUGUGGCCUUCGUCUGUUUCAGAAAAAUCCGAGCCAGUAA